CACACCAGGGCUCUGCAUCUCCUGCCCCCACAACUCCAGGUAUUUGGACCAGGAAAAAAAGGUUUUGACAUCUCCAGGCAGGGAUAAACAUGUCAAUCCUGGGGAGGCUGAGGAGCGGCUCUGCUGCCCUUGGGGCGCUCCUCUCUGCUGCUCUCAUUGUGUCCAUCCACGGUGACUGCGGUGCCCCGCCGCGUUUGGCAUCCGCGGAGCCCCGGCAGCUUCAGGAGGGCACCGAGGGGUUUUCUCCGGGCUCCGUGGUGCACUACGUGUGCCGGCCGGGAUUUGGGAGGAAUCCUCGCACCAGGGAUUCCUUUGUCUGUGCGGACGGGCGAUGGAGCGGACCCAGUGAUAUGUGCAAACCCAGGCCGUGCACCUUCCCCGGGGAGCCGAACAAUGGCAGGCUGGUGCUGCCUGCAUCCUUCACCUUUGGCUCCACUGUGAACUUCACCUGCGACACUGG
Messenger RNA from Malurus melanocephalus (red-backed fairy wren), 460 nucleotides. RefSeq names its product complement decay-accelerating factor-like. Lineage: Eukaryota; Metazoa; Chordata; Aves; Passeriformes; Maluridae. The record is from RefSeq and is a predicted model, not a curated record. The annotation marks the transcript as partial. The transcript is spliced from 4 exons.